CUGUGAACAGUAGCAGCCUCGCAGACUGACUCCUCACGCACACUCACACGGAUUUACAGCCAGGCCGGGACCGCCCGACCUCACCACUUUCAGGAGCUCCAGCCUGCGGGUUUAGCUUCAGAAAAUGGACCUCCAAGUAACAAGUGUUCUACUUCUCCUCGUGGCUUUGGUCGGGGCAACACCUGAUAGAUACUACCAUGUGAAGAAACAGCCCUAUCCAACAAAGAGCCAUGCUGUUGCAGGUACACCUGGCAUCCCAGGUUCACCUGGUGAUCCUGGCCCCCAAGGUCCACCUGGCCCCCCAGGCCCCCCGGGAGCAAGUGGAAUGGGACACCCAGGACCAGCGGGGCCACCCGGACCACCCGGACCUUCUGGUUAUUCUUCACCUGGAAAGCCUGGAAACCCAGGUGCUCCUGGAAAACCAGGUGCUAAUGGAAUGCCAGGAGAUAGAGGAAUUCCCGGAGCUGCAGGGCCACAAGGAGCAAGAGGAGCACCAGGAUCUCCAGGCAGCCCAGGUCCUGCCGGCUUCUCUGCUCCUGGAAAGCCAGGACCACAUGGACUUCCAGGUGCAAUGGGGCCCAGAGGAGAGCCCGGACAGAAAGGACUCCCAGGUAUUCCUGGCGCACACGGCCUUAAAGGAGAGCCAGGUCACGGUAUCCCAGGAAGUCCUGGUGGCCCUGGUCCAAUGGGUCCUGUGGGCCAGCCCGGUCAGCCUGGUCAACCAGGAAUCGGAAAGCCCGGUGCAACUGGAUUCCCUGGGGAGCCUGGAAAGCCAGGUAUGCCAGGUAGAGAUGGGUCUCCAGGUCCCGUGGGUCAGCCUGGGCUGAAAGGGCACACAGGAGCUCCAGGCAUCGGUGCACCUGGUAAGCCAGGUCAGAAUGGAUCCCCAGGUAUGCCCGGUCCAGUAGGAGCCAAAGGUCCUCAGGGUCCAGCUGGACAGCCCGGAGCUCCUGGUCUGCCAGGUAUUGGUAAGACAGGAGCACCAGGAAUGCCAGGAGAUAGAGGUGCACCUGGUUCUUCAGGAACAACAGGACAGAAGGGAGAGCCAGGCCCAACAGGUUUUACAGGUCAGCCAGGUGCUAUUGGACCUGUCGGUCAAGCUGGUCCUCAGGGUGCUAGGGGAUUCCAGGGUGAGGCAGGUCCAGCAGGGCCUAAAGGUGAUCCUGGUAUGGUUGGGGCACCUGGUCCAAGAGGGUCAAAGGGAGAGCAAGGAGCACAAGGCUACUCAGGAAAGCCAGGAAUCCCAGGGGCAGCAGGCCCACCAGGUGCUACUGGUCCACUGGGACACCCGGGUCCUAAGGGUGAGGCAGGUUUUACAGGUGCACCUGGUAUCCCAGGAGCAAGUGGCCCUCCAGGUAUUAAGGGGCACCCAGGGCCACAAGGUAUGCCAGGUGCCAGGGGAGAAAAUGGUAUCCCUGGAGCAAGAGGACAAAAUGGGCCAGUGGGGCCUUCUGGACCCCAAGGUCCAAAAGGUCAUCCCGGUCUUCCAGGUCCUCCCGGCCCUGCAGGGCUCACAGCCAAAGGAAUUAGUGGCCCACAGGGUCCUCCAGGAAUACCUGGUGCCAGAGGUCAUGAUGGUCUCCCAGGCCCUGCUGGACCUCCUGGUCCCCCUGGUCCACCAGGUGAGAUUGUUUACCAUCACGAGAAGAGCAUGCCCAUUAAAUCUCACGAGUAUGAGAUCAUGCCUCUCAGCCACGAGCUGGUGAAGGCCCCAGUGUCAGCCUUUACGGCUCUACUGACCAGCGCAUACCCUAGUGCAGGUGCUCCAAUUGUCUUUAGCCAGACUGUAUACAAUGGAGAGAACCACUAUGAUCCUCAGUCAGGUGUGUUUACUUGCCAGAUUCCAGGACUCUACUACUUUGCCUUCCACAUGCAUGUCAAUGGCGCUAACGCAUUGGUGGCACUUUACAAAAACAGCGAGCCAGUUCUGUUUUCCUACGAUGAGUACAACAAAGGUUUCCUGGAUCAGUUGUCUGGCAGUGCUGUCCUUUUGCUACACGCUGGCGAUAGGGUGUUCGUUCAGGUUCCAGAUGAGCAGUCCAAUGGCAUCUACGCUGAUGACAAUGUCCACUGUUCUUUCUCUGGAUUCUUGAUUGCCUCAACGUGAUCAAGACGCUACAUAAAACCUCAAACGUUUUAAGUAAACUUGAUGUUUCUCUAAAAAAGCCCCCCACAGCCAUAAGGCAUUUGCAAUUAAGGGAAAAGGAACUACUUAAUAAACUUAGUGUGUAAGUAGAUUGAGAUUGAGUCUGGGUAACAACCAAUUGUACAUUCAGUGAAAGAAGAAAAACACUGAAACCACUGACCACGGUAGAAAGACUAGAACACAUCCCUAAGAACACAUUUUUAAUUCUCUGUCUAAAAUAAAAAAAAAAAAAACAACAUUAUGUGUUUGUCUACAAACCGAGCUGGUGCUAAUUCAUACUAUAAAGUGGUGCUCUUCUAUGGCCUGUAAAUUAUGCUGAGAUGAUCUGUUUAUUAAGUAUGUUUGAUGGAGCUCCACUACUGAAGCUCUGUAUCACUUUACCAAAACAAAUAAGGCUUUUCAUUUGAAGUUUCUGUUUCUGGAACACUAAACUGUAUGUGUAUAAAAAAAAAAGAUAUGGAUGAAAAACUGGAUACAUUUAUUAUGCAACUCUGUUACUGCACAAGGUGUCUCAUGCUAUGCACAUCAUUGUGAUCAACACAAAUAAAAGUUUUAGUGCCA
This is a messenger RNA of Astyanax mexicanus (Mexican tetra), 2707 nucleotides long. RefSeq names its product collagen, type X, alpha 1b (gene col10a1b). Gene Ontology annotation, molecular function: protein binding. The transcript has 3 exons. Bases 125 to 2107 code for a protein of 660 amino acids. NCBI's taxonomy places the organism in Eukaryota, Metazoa, Chordata, Actinopteri, Characiformes, Acestrorhamphidae. The record is from RefSeq and is a predicted model, not a curated record.